Molecule: messenger RNA, 1827 nt
Organism: Triplophysa dalaica
Lineage: Eukaryota; Metazoa; Chordata; Actinopteri; Cypriniformes; Nemacheilidae
Gene: atg3
Product: autophagy related 3
Exons: 12
Coding region: 122-1075 (317 amino acids)
Biological process (GO): autophagosome assembly; nucleophagy; autophagy of mitochondrion
Cellular component (GO): cytoplasmic ubiquitin ligase complex; cytosol
Molecular function (GO): Atg8-family ligase activity
Source: RefSeq, a predicted model, not a curated record
GAUUUAGGUCAUGUGGGGUGGUGGAGCUCGGAGCCGUGAAAUUCUUUAAGAGUCUGUUUUUUGAAAGUCUAAUAUAUUGAGCACAAACAGAUUCAUAUUUCCUGGAGAGAUUUGUUGCAGCAUGCAGAACGUUAUUAACUCGGUGAAAGGCACUGCUCUGGGGGUGGCAGAGUUUUUAACGCCUGUUUUGAAGGAAUCUAAAUUUAAGGAAACUGGGGUUAUAACUCCAGAGGAGUUUGUUGCUGCUGGAGAUCAUCUGGUUCAUCACUGCCCGACAUGGAAAUGGGCCUCUGGGGAAGAAGCAAAGGUGAAGCCCUAUCUGCCCAAAGACAAACAGUUUCUAUUAACCCGAAAUGUGCCGUGCUACAAGCGCUGUAAACAGAUGGAGUACUCGGAUGAACUUGAGGCCAUUAUAGAAGAGGAUGAUGGUGACGGAGGAUGGGUUGAUACUUAUCACAAUUCUGGUGUGACAGGGGUGACAGAAGCAGUUCGGGAAAUCUCAUUGGAUAAUAAGGACAGCAUGAAUAUGAAUGUGAGGACAGGUGCAAGUGGAAACGGUGAUGAUGAGGAUGAUGAAGCAGAAGCAGAAGCAGCAGACAUGGAAGAAUAUGAAGAGAGUGGACUUCUGGAGACAGAUGAUGCCACUCUUGACACAACCAAAAUCGCUGAUAUGAGUAAAAGUAAGACGGACGCUGGCGGAGAAGAUUCAAUCUUACAGACUAGAACUUAUGAUCUCUAUAUCACAUAUGAUAAAUAUUACCAGACACCAAGACUAUGGCUGUUUGGAUACGAUGAGGACAGACGGCCUCUGACGGUGGAUCAGAUGUAUGAAGAUAUCAGUCAGGAUCACGUAAAGAAAACUGUCACCAUUGAGAAUCACCCCAACCUGCCUCCACCUGCGAUGUGCUCUGUGCAUCCAUGCAGACAUGCAGAAGUGAUGAAAAAGAUCAUCGAGACAGUGGCAGAAGGAGGCAACGAACUUGGGGUCCAUAUGUAUCUUUUGAUUUUCUUGAAAUUUGUGCAGGCUGUCAUUCCUACAAUAGAAUAUGAUUACACAAGGCAUUUCACCAUGUAACUCUUCAUUUGGCUGCCCAUAACUAUGACCUCAUAUUAACUGUAUUAUGCGAAUAGUGGCUGUUAAAGCAGUGUGAAAGUAAAAACAAAACUGCCUUGGAAAGACUCUUGAAUCUCAUAAAUUCUAUGAAACGCAGAGAGGGGGUCUUGGAUGGAUCAGCCACAAACGUUUAAAUCCACUUCUCUCAAUUAUUCUUCAGCUUCUUCUUUGUGUUUGUCAUAUGUUCUUAAUAACUCUUUCCUAAACCUACAAUUUUUAUUUGAUAUAUACCAUGAAACAAGUCGUACUCUCAGUUUUAACAGAAAAAAAUAAAUGGCUGUCAAAAUAUUUUGGUGGUAUGUGUAUGGUCAGUAUCACUUCUCAGAUGUGAGCUGAACUUUAAAUCACGUGUUGACUUGAACAGCUUGUCACAACGUUGUUCUCUGAAUGUCGGAGCCACACUAUUGUUGUGGAAAAUAUCUUUAAAUUUGUUGGUGCGUAUCAUAAUUAAUGUAUGUGUGGUUUUGAACUUGUCCGUGUAUUGUUGAAGUAAUACAAAAGGAAGCUCUUAUGCAAAUUAUUGAAUCUAUUGCAAAAGCUUAAUGGGUGUAAUAUGUUAUUGUGGUCCACGGGUAAACAGCACAACAUAGUUCUUAAUGAUAACUAAAGAACAUCAUUCAACGUCAUUUAAGACGGUGAGCAGCUCUUAAUUGUAUGGCCCUGUGCACAUAUACAAAAUGUACAUUUAUUAAUAAAACAUUUUAUAAACAGUU